CCGGCCGAACGAAAUAGAGAGAGAGAGAGAGAGAGAGUGAGAGUGACGGCGAGGAAGAGGAGAGAUGUGGUUCGCCGGCGGUGGAGUAGGAGGACUGAGGAAGCUCUGCAGAGCGUCGGCUGUUUUCGAAAAUGAGCUGAGUUAUAACUCUUUGUUGGUGAGAUACAUGUCGAGAGAACGAGCUGUAAACGUCCGGAAGAUAAACCCUAAGGUUCCGAUCCAAGAAGCUUACGCCAUUUCCAAUUCUCUUUACGAUCUCUUUAAGCAACAUGGUCCUCUUUCCGUUCCCAACACUUGGCUCCGCGCUCAGGAAGCUGGGGUUAGUGGACUGAACAGCAAAACGCACAUGAAGCUAUUGUUGAAAUGGAUGAGAGGGAAAAAAAUGCUCAAGUUAAUCUGCAACCAAGUUGGCUCAUCGAAAAAGUUCUUCCACAGCGUUUUACCUGAAGAUCCUCAACAGGACCAACCGGAUGCUGUGCCUGAGAUCAAGAAACAAGCCUCUAAGAAACGAAGCAAAUAGGGGGCAUUGGAGUCUAGAUACUGAAUAGAGAGAACAAAUCUCUCUUUUGUAUGUUUCUUCUUCGAGGGAAUGAAAUGUGUUUAUCUGUUUCUAGUCUCAGAGAAAACAUUUUUUAGUAAGAUCUUUCUUGAGAAGUCACGACUUGCUUUGAUCUUUGCCCCGUUCCCUUUAAUAAAAGAAGAUCACUUCCUC
Molecule: messenger RNA, 712 nt
Organism: Capsella rubella
Lineage: Eukaryota; Viridiplantae; Streptophyta; Magnoliopsida; Brassicales; Brassicaceae
Exons: 2
Coding region: 65-520 (151 amino acids)
Source: RefSeq, a predicted model, not a curated record